AUGGCUACCACAUGCCCAGAAGACGAUUUGGGGGCGAGCCAAGCGCAGCGGGAGGCCGAGCCCGAUGGCGAUUGCUCGGAAGAGGAGCAGCCAGCUGCCGCGACCGAGUCGCCUCUCAGCAACGACGAGGACGCCCUGCAAAAGGUGCGCGACGACAUUGAGCAGCGCACGGCGGCGCUGCUGGCGCAGGGGCCCGCCUACCUGGCCCAGCGCACACUCAACGACUUCAACGCCGAGGCCACCAAGCAGCAGAAGGCGGGAGAGCUGACCGCCGCCGUGGCCACCUACAACGCGCUGUUUGCAAAGGCGCGGCAUUCCAACGUCACCCACCCCGAGCUCUACGUCUGCCACAGCAACUGCGCGGCGGCCUGCCUGCAGCUGGGCCUGUUCACCGAGGCGCUGCAGCACGCGGGCAGGUGCCAGUCGCUGGCGGAGACCUCGCUGCGCAGGAACUGCAAGGGAUCAUCCUCCUACAUUAAGUCGUUCCUGCGCAAGGGCCAGGCGCUGCUUGGGCUGGGCUGCAACUGGGAGGCGGCAGCCACGCUGGAUGCGGGGCUGAAGAUUGACCCCUUCAAUUUCGAUCUCAAGCUGGCGCUGCAGAAAGCGAACGAGGCCGUGCUUCGGGACCUGGCUGAGGGCAAGGGGCUGGAGCGCAAGGCGAUUGAGUACCCAGAGGCGCGGCAGCGCAUCAGCUACCACCCAUACUCUGCCCCCCUGCACAAGAUUAAGACCGACGACAUGCUGCCGCUCAAGCUGCUGACGCCUUUCCAGGCUGAGAACGACCACCACAUCAAGGACACAUACAACUACGUCACUGUGCAGACCGACAUCCGCAUGCCCAAGCGCCACCUGCGCCUGCUGGAGGAUGUCUACUUCAACUCCCGCUUCCAGCAGGCCAUCGAGGCUGCGGCGGUGGCGGAUGAGGACAAGGACUGCCGGGUGCUGAACCUGGGGUCUGGCGCCGGGCUGCAUGCCAUGAUGGCGCUGCGCGCGGGGGCGCACCACGUCACGGCGGUGGAGCGCUGGCUGUAUCUGGCGCUGGCCAGCAAGGAGUGCCUGGCGGCCAACAAGUUCCCCGAGGAGCGGCACCGCGUGGUGUACAAGCGGCCCACGGACCUGAAGCUGAAGGAGGAUGUGCCUGUGUGCUGCAACCUGCUGGUGGCCAACAUCUUCGAUGAGGGCCUGCUGACGUCGGGCAUCGUGCCCGCGGCGCGCCACGCGCUGGGCAGCCUGCUGACCUCGGAUGCCAUCCUGCUGCCCGCCUCUGCCACCGUGUACAUGCAAGCCGUAGAGCUGCGUACGGGGGAGGUGCGAGGCCGCUUCAACGCGGUCAUGUUCUGGUACAAGCUGCACCUGUUUGGAGACGUCUACCUGUCCACCGGGCCAGAGGCGGUGGAGGCAGGCCUGCGCUGCCUGCAGCCCGCGCUGCAGUACAUCGCGGGCGAGCUGCCGGUGGAGGAGGGCCUGGUGCUGCCGGUGAUGGCCUCCCACAACACCGUGCGCCUGCGCUUCGAUGUCGAGUCGGCGGACUACCUAAACCUGCACAAGCCGGACGCCUCAUUCCCGCAUGCCCACUUCUCCAUGCUGGCGGAUGAGGAGCGGUGCCAGGCCUACCAGCGUGCCAUCCGGCGCGUCGUGAAGCAGCGGCAGCAGCAGGACGGCGAGGCUCACGUGCUGGACAUUGGCUGCGGCACCGGCAUCCUGUCGCUGCUGGCGGCCAAAGCAGGCCAGUGGGCUGCCUCCGCCAACAAGCUGUCCAGGCGCGUCAGCGUGGUGCACCGGGACUCCGGCCUCCUGCAGCGCGGCAGGGAGGUGCGGCCGCUGGGCGUCAACGUGGUGGUGGCAGACGUGUUUGACGCAGGCCUGCUGGGCGACAGCUUCGCCUACAUGCUGGACCUGGCAAAGCGCAAGGUUGUGCAGCCGGGGGCGGCGGUGGUGCCGUCCGCCGCCACGCUCUACUGCAUGGGAAUCGAGGCGCUGACGGGGACGGUGGUGGGCUUCAACAUGACGCCCAUGAACACGUACCGGUGGGAUGCCAAUUAUGAGGCUGUUGACCUGGCAGACGUGCCGCACCGCCGCCUCACCAAGCCGGUGAAGGUGUUUGAGCACUUUUUCGAUGGGGAGCGCAAGGGACGGUCCAGGGAGAGCAUGCUAAAGCUGGAGGUGGUGGAGGAGGGUGUGCUCAAUGCUGUGGUCUUCUGGUUUGACCUGCACCUUGACGACUGCGAGACGCUGACCAGCGCGCCCGAGGGCAUCGGCGAGGGCGGCGUGCUGCUGUCGGAGUGCGGCGAGGGCGGCAACGGCGAUAGCUGCAGUACUGAUGUGCCACCGGCAGCAGCGGACCCUGGGGCAGCUAUGGAUGCAGCAGAGAAGCUGGGCGAGGCUCCAGCAGCAGCUGCCAGCCCCACCUCUGUCUGCCAGCAGGAGGAGCUUCCUGGCAGCGCCAGCAGCGGCGGCCAGCCCUCGCCCGUUGCUGAGGCUGCCGCCGCCGCCGAUGAUACGACCUGCGAGGGGGGUGGCGAGGCAGGAGACGCGGCUGACGACUAUGUGCCAGCUGGCAGCUUUGCUGGGGCCAGGGCAGGGUAUGUGUUCAGGCUGGGGGAGCUUGGGCUGGGGUACUACCUUGAUGGCAAAGGUACUGCUGCACAGGAAGCUGCCGGGCAGGUGGCAGCGGCUGACUCGCGCGCAGACCAGCGGCCGCAAGGUCUGGCCGCGGCAGCACCAGAGAAGCCUAGCCCCGAGGGGGAGCCUGCCGCCGCUGCCACCACCACAGCGCCGGCGCCAGCCCCAGCAGCAGCGCUCGACCUCGCUGCCGCCGCGUCCGCGGCCCGGCCGGCUGUGCAGUUGCCGCCGUCGCGCGGCCCGCGCCACCACUGGGGCCAGGCCCUGCAGUACCUGGAGCGGGCGGUGGGGGUGCAGCCGGGGCGCAAGGUGGCCCUGCUGGCUCACCGCGAGGGCGGCAAGGUGCGGUUUGGCCUGCGCCAGGGCGUGGGCGAGUACGUGGGGCGGCCACCCUGGAAGAUUGAGUGGGGCGGCGGAUCAUCAGUGGAGAACCCUCACUUCCAGCGCGUGCACUACUGCCAGCUGCUGGUCAGCGACUUCCUGCAGCGCGUGCGCUGCCGCCGCUUCCCUCCCAUCGAGAAGGACAUGCGCAUGGUGCUGGCGCACUGCGGCUCGUUGCUGCUGGACCCGGCGGCGGUGCAGGAGGUGUGCCACGAGCUGGUGGUGAUGGAGAAGAUCCAGAUGGAGCCCGAGUUCUCGCCCGCUGCCUCGCUGGAGGCGCUGACCAAGCGCCCGCUGCGCCUGCACUGA
Messenger RNA from Chlorella variabilis, 3312 nucleotides. RefSeq lists its product as hypothetical. Lineage: Eukaryota; Viridiplantae; Chlorophyta; Trebouxiophyceae; Chlorellales; Chlorellaceae. The record is from RefSeq and is a predicted model, not a curated record. Gene Ontology annotation, molecular function: protein binding; protein-arginine omega-N monomethyltransferase activity. The coding region runs from base 1 to 3312 and encodes 1103 amino acids. Gene Ontology annotation, biological process: peptidyl-arginine methylation. The transcript has 20 exons.